Venustampulla echinocandica is the source of this 1926-nucleotide messenger RNA. RefSeq lists its product as uncharacterized. The record is from RefSeq and is a predicted model, not a curated record. Lineage: Eukaryota; Fungi; Ascomycota; Leotiomycetes; Helotiales; Pleuroascaceae. The transcript has 4 exons. Bases 1 to 1926 code for a protein of 641 amino acids.
AUGAAUAGCAAGUCGGUCAAUUCAAAUGACAACUCACGCCAAAUACCUCGUAAAUCUCAAUGGGCUACCCUUCGCAGCCUACGGAAGGCAUCGAUGUAUCACUACAACCAGUUUGCCAAGGCGACCGCCGACUCAACGUUACCCGAAACCCGAAGGUUGAGGAAGUCCUAUGUUACCGCGAAAAAUAUGCUGGAAAUGGGGAUAUUGACUUUCCGAGACGUUCUCCAUGGGCAGACCCCUACGACUCUUAUGGAUAUCUUCGCCUUCGCGAGUCUCUCAUAUGUAAUAUCAAAGACCUUACAUGCCAAUGGCCACAUAGAGGAGUCGGAUAUUCUUUCCGGUAUCUUGGACUGGCGAGCUGCUAUUAUUGAUGAAAGUGAAAGGUCUGCUUUUGACGAGAUCGCCAAGCAGCUGUGGCCAGAGGCAAAGGAAAUUAUGCAUUUCUUCCCCAUUGGGGGGAAGGACAUGAAUCUAGAAACUACCGGCUUGAGACGUGACGAGAGCGAAACGAGACUUGUACAAUCUUCCAUACCUCGAGAAGUAUUGGAUGCAAAGUCAUCAAGGCGAAGUGAAGAGCACAUCGCGUCGCAAGAGUAUCCUUUGCUCUCCCCAUCGACUCAUGAGUAUACGCCGAUUUCGCAAGCGAACACAUUUCCUGCACCAUGUGCUGGCGAACUGCUAUAUCAUACUAGCGGACUUCAGGAUCACGUUCGUCAACUUUUCCAAGAAACAAAGUCACAUGAAGAAUUUUUGUUUUCAGCCUUUCUCAAUCUACCGGAAGAUCCCACGGAUCCAUCCUUGCAUCAAACAACUAUUCUGGAUUUCGAGCCGGAAGUUCCCAACCCAUCGCAGACAGGGUGUUUAAUUGAUAUAGAAUCGACUCCCAGCGAGUUACGAAGUUCUCCCCUCCAUAAUUUUGAGGAACCUUCUCCAUUUGAAUACAAAGACGCAAAAGCGAACGGCUCUGCUCCCCAUCGCCUCUUAAACACUACAUUGUUUCAAGUAGUAUCCCGCUUUGUGAUUCAUGUUUCUGAGAUGGGCGAUCUACUAAAUGUCCUCUCGGGAGGAGGAUUGACGUCUGGGGCGGGUGGAAUUAAGCCCGCUCAUCCACGCCAGCCUUGGGCAACUUUCGAGUUUCUUGAUCAAGCCCCCGAACAUAUUUUUCGACCUCUACAUCACGAAGCUGUUCAGAUCGAUGAGGCUUUCUGCGGGAUCGUCACUAUGGCGGAGAUGUUCGUCAAGCUCGGCUCUCUCCAGACAGUCAGAGAAGUUGAAAACUACAUUAUUACAGUUGGUCGAUAUCUCACCCGUUCCUAUGACUUAUUUGUGAAAUUAGUAUCGAAGACUCUCAUCCAAUGUUUGUUUGCUUCCCAAAAAAUGAAGUGGAAUCUCCUCUAUCCCAAUCGCAUUCAAGAAGCCGACGAAUACUCCAUUGAGUACAUUGACAGAAGAGAGAGAGGUGAGAAAAAGUGGGCGGAUUCCAGCUUUGCACACCUAGACCUAUCGGAAGAUAUGCCAUCUCCCUCCUCAUCAACAAAUGAUGAUCUUCAGAAGCAUUCGCCCAACCCCCUGAAACAUUUUCACCAAGGAAAAUCGAAUUCAGCUGCAAAACGCCAUCGAAGAAAAAUUCCCGACACUGCUUCUCAAGGUCCAGUUUCAGGGUCGGAUGUUUCGACUAUCGAGUUGUGCCCUUUUGAUAACUGCUCAAAAUCUUAUACGGGCAGUGCUGCCCGUAACAACCUCUCACGUCACGUCAGAACCGAGCACCUGCAGAAGAAGACACUAAAUUGCCCGAAUUGUUGCAAGGGAAUGCGCCGCCGAGAUAACCUUCGCCAACACUUUUUGAAAGUUCAUAGUACACAUACACUACCGGAUUGGAUUGCCAAUAAAGGACGGGGUCUACGCGAUGCGCGACAUACUGACUAG